Trichomonas vaginalis G3 is the source of this 1254-nucleotide messenger RNA. RefSeq names its product MULE transposase domain-containing protein. Bases 1 to 1254 code for a protein of 417 amino acids. The record is from RefSeq and is a predicted model, not a curated record. NCBI's taxonomy places the organism in Eukaryota, Parabasalia, Trichomonadida, Trichomonadidae. The transcript has a single exon.
AUGCAUCCGCCUAUUAUUGGUACUAUUGACUCCCAAAAUGCAAAUUGUCAAAAUUCGGACUUGCCAGUAAAAAUAAAUUCAACAAUAAAUCUUGGAGAAUCAGAAAAUGGAAAUCAAUAUAAUCAUCCUAAUCAAACAAGAUCAAUAUCUGUCGAAUUUUCUCAAAUACUAAAAACUUUUGAUUUAAAAAUAGAUGCGAACACGCAAUUGUAUAACGAUUUAAAAGACAUAAUUUCGACUUCACCUCAUGAUUUAGCUCUAAAAGGUAUGAAUAUUACAUCAAAGAACGGUUUUACUUUACAUUUAGCUCAAAAUGGCAUCUCAUUGGUAUGCUCCGGCAAUAGAGGAUCUAGAUGCAGAGCCAAAGUCAAUAUCAUUCAAACAAAAGAGGGAAUCUUUAGAUUUCAAUUUGAAAAAGGUCAUUACCAAUCAUGCUUAGGCGUAAAAACCUUUCCAACAUCAUAUAUUACAACAAUUAUCGAUUCUCAUCCAGAUGUUGUCGAUUCUUGUACGCAUGCUCAGUUUUAUAAAAAUCAUAUUUUAAAAAACGCAAGUUCGGACGAUAUAAGUUAUCAAAGAGUAAAUCGUGCAUGUAAUAAAUUGCAAUUACGAGAUAAAGAUUCGCGUUACGAUAAAUUUACAACAAUUUUAUCUUUAUUAAAAUAUUUGAAGGAAGAACAUGGUGCAACAACUCAAAUUAUUCUUUCAGAUGAAAUAAUACCAAGAGAUGAUUAUGAUAAUAUCAUUAAAAAUUUUAAAAAAGUCGUAAUAAAACAUUUUGCAAUUACACCUUAUCAUUCAAAGCUUUUAUUACAAUCCAAAGCAUUUUGUGGUAUUCUUCUCAUUGAUGGAACACUUAUUUUUGGAAUUUGUGGUGGAUGUUUUAUAAUAACUGGAACAAUUACCCCAAAUAAGAGAUUUAUUCCACUUACUUUUGGUUGGAGUUAUUCAGAAAACUCAGAUGCAACAUCACUUAUUCUGGAUCAGCUUAAUACAUGCUCGGUGAAAGAUUCAGUCAAAGUAAUCUUUUCAGAUCAAGGUACAGCUCUGAAAAAAUCAAUUCCAAAAACAUUCCCUCUUGCCGAAGAAAGGGAUUGCAUGUUCCACAUUACUGAAAAAAUCCUAGAUUCUGAAAUUUGUCAAUUAAUCAAAGAUCUUUUUAGAUCCAAACAUCCAGAUGAUUGGAAUGCAAAUAUUCAAUUACUGGAAAAGAACUUGAAACCAACAAUUAUUGAAUUACUUCAAAAAAAAUAA